AUGAAUGCUAUGCUGACUCAAUUAGGGUACAAAGUUUGCGACGCGCCCGAGGCCGUUUAUCGCCACUGGCAGGAUUGGGAGAAAAUUGCAAAUGGCAAGGAUCCAAAUAGCGUUCUGAUGAAGCUCUUUGGACCGGGAAAUAAGGAUGGCUACACGGCGUGCGUCGAUUUGCCGCACAAUGCUUAUUGGGAACAGAUUUUGAAGCAAUUUCCGAAUGCUAAGGUGAUUUUGGCGAUCAGGGACGAAGACGCCUGGGCGAAUUCUGUUCACAAACAUCUUCAGGUGGAGCGAGAUACUUUCAAAGAAAUGUCCUGGUGGAGGCUCCACCGCGGCAUCUACAGUUGGGUCUUCAAUCAUUCAUCCCGAGCGAUGGGUCUUUACAUGGACUGGAUUCGCCCGCUUCUGCUCGGCCCAGAAUCGCGCGACUUUGUCGGCGAAAAUAUGGACAUUCAUCGCCUCAAAUACAGAAUGCACAAUAUGUACGUGAUGAAUACUUGCCCAAAGGACCAACUGUUGAUUUGGAAGAUCGAAGAUGGCUGGGAACCGAUUUGCAAGUUUCUUGAAAAACCAGUUCCUUCCUGCCCGCUUCCACAUAAAAAUCGCCUCGGGGGAGUGAUCGCUGAGCUGGCAGAGAAUGUCAACUACAAGAAUAUCAGCUGGGAUGUGUUUGAAUGCCCAGAAAUAAAUUGCACAUGCUUUACCGAAUCAGAAAAUCCGACUUCAAGAGCGCAAUCUGUGUCUGCACCUAUCCCAUAUGAAGUCUACUCUACUCAGCCAGCUUCUGUCAACACGAUAUCACCAAGUUAUUAUUCCACAAAUGUGCAACAGGACUCUCAAGCUGCCAUUAUUGCCGACCUGAAAAUCCUGAUUGGAAAACUAAAACAUGAAAAUCAGCAACUUCAAGCAAAAGAGAGACAGCUUCAACUUGAGCUGAGUAAAUCAAGUGACAUCAACAAGCAAUUGAAAGCUCAAAAUUCUGAUCUUUCGCAGAAAAAUGCAUCCCUCGAGCACGAAAAUGAAAAUUUCCGAAAACAAAAAUAUUCAAAUGAAUCAGCUUUCUGCAAAAAAUGUGGCGAAACGCCCAUCCAGCCUGCAGUAGAACUUCAUUAUGAAAAUAUUCACGAAGAACUUCGAGAAAAGUUGAUCGAGCAGCAAGCUGAACUUGACGAUUUGCGCCUGAAAAAUCGAGAGAGAAUUUCAGAAAAUAAAAGACUAUCGAAUUUGGAAGAAGCGAAUUCCAAAAACUAG
Messenger RNA from Oikopleura dioica, 1248 nucleotides. The record is from the annotation of a GenBank genome assembly. NCBI's taxonomy places the organism in Eukaryota, Metazoa, Chordata, Appendicularia, Copelata, Oikopleuridae.